CUAACCUAAGGCUUAAAAACAGACGCCUAAUUCUGUAGAAGAAACAAUCAGUCAUUUUCCUAAGGAAACUAAAAUAAAAUGAAACGCUAAACUCUUAACUUUCCCUUACCCUUCUUCAAUGUUAUUGCAACGCAGAAUGUUCCUUUUCGAGGGAAUUAGUAUUCCUCAGACAGUGUGCGUGGCUCAUUUUCUUCCCCCAAUUCCUCUAAUCUUUGAGUUCCUAGGAGAUCCUGUAACAAAUCCUCUUUCUUCCUCUAACUUUUACCCCUUUGGUCCUUCAGAACGAUGGGUUCAACCUCCGAUGGAGUUUCUUCCAUCCAAAAGGUCGAGGAGUUGCAUCCUCUCCCCUAUGCAGCCACCGUGUGCGCCGCUUCAUUUGCUCCAUGCAUUUUUAAUGACAGUCAUUGAAUCCCCUUCGACUAUUACUUCACCAAAUCCCAUUUCUUCUACAAAAACAACCCCUUUGAGACAUGCAUAUGCUUCUACAGUUGUCGAAUCUCAGACAUUUUUGACCGGGUAACCGGAGUUUCUAUUCUUGAUUUUCAUGUAUGGGCGCAGAUAUCACUUCCAUCUGUUGGAGAACUUGUUUCGCAAGAUUACAUUCUUGGAAGAUAUGGUUGACUGAUUCGUCUUCUUCACCACAUAAUGGACAUAGAGCAUCAAACCUCAGCCUACGAGCCUUUAGGUUACUUAGUGUAGGCAAAUACUUGUUUGUAAUUCUCUAUAAGCUGAUUCGUACCUUGCUGGGAACUUUUAGGCUCCAUAAUUUUGAAUAAUUUUUUUGUUGGAUCUGGAUGUAUUGUAUUUUCAUCCCAGCUUGCUUUGUUCCUCUGUAAUACACUACUUGUAACCACUUUUAGCUGUAUAUUCCCCUCGACUUGUUUGGUAUUAAAAGAAUUGUUUUAUUUAAAA
Gossypium arboreum is the source of this 912-nucleotide messenger RNA. RefSeq lists its product as uncharacterized. The record is from RefSeq and is a predicted model, not a curated record. Bases 119 to 520 code for a protein of 133 amino acids. The transcript is spliced from 3 exons. Lineage: Eukaryota; Viridiplantae; Streptophyta; Magnoliopsida; Malvales; Malvaceae.